AUUCUUCACGUUCUUUCAAACUUCUUUCAUAUAAGGUUAUUGCCAUCUUCCAGAAGACAUAUUCCUGUAGUUGUUUAAUACAAAUUUCGAUCACAUACUAUCCUUACCUUCAGCACGACAGUCAUUUCGGCUUUCACCAUGCAGUACAAGACCCUUUCCUUGCUCCUUCUGACUGCCACUGCCCUGGCUGCACCAGAGGCCAGGCCCGACGCCGCCCCCGAGGCUGCUCCUGAAGCCGCUCCCGAAGCUUCUCCAGAAGAUGUCGGCAAGAGACAGUAUGACUACUACUCGAGCCUCAUGAACGAGCUGAACAGCUUGGCUGACACCAACAACUGGGACAAGUUCUUGACCAACACUGACUACAACCAAUACUUGACCAACACCGACUACAACCAAUACCUGACCAACACCGACUUUGGCGGUUUCCCAACCAAUACCGCCGCUGGCAACGUUCCUACAAACACCAAGCUAGGCGGCGUCCCGACUGACCUGGGAGGUCUCGGCUCCUUCUCCGCGCCAACCGCCGCCUUCACCUACGACGGCAUGCCUCCUCCGUCCAUUGCCUCUGUGCUCAUCACUGCUGUUCCUUCCUCAUACAUGUCUCAGCUGGCCAACCCCAGCGUUCGCUCAUCCCUUAUCCACGAUAUCCAACAGGGUCACUACCCUGCCUGGUACACCGACCUGCCUAACAGCGUCAAGCAGUGGAUCUCGACCAACUAUGCUUCCAUGACUGGUGCCGCAGCAACGGCCACCGGCAACUCGGGCUCUGGGUCUGGAUCUGGAUCCAAGGGAUCUGAUUCUCAGGGCUCUGCGUCGAGCUCCAGCUCACAAGGCGCUGCUGCUGCUGCUCCUGCUGCCACUGGUGCCAUUGCCGCUAGCAUUGCGGGUGCUGCUGGUAUCCUUGGUCUUGCCAUGGCUCUGUAGGUUGAUUAACAUAGAGAGUUGACUGGUUGGACAAUGCUUAUGCUUCGUUAUCGAUGAUAUUGAACUGGUUGAUAUGUUUAGUGAUGUUUAAUUCUUGGAAAUAAUACCUUAAUGUCAGAUUAACCGUUGCGACG
Messenger RNA from Aspergillus novofumigatus IBT 16806, 1058 nucleotides. RefSeq lists its product as uncharacterized. The coding region runs from base 139 to 924 and encodes 261 amino acids. The transcript is spliced from 2 exons. The record is from RefSeq and is a predicted model, not a curated record. NCBI's taxonomy places the organism in Eukaryota, Fungi, Ascomycota, Eurotiomycetes, Eurotiales, Aspergillaceae.